AAUACUGUUACGUAUAGAGAGAGAGAGAUCAGAUUUUAGUGAGAGAAAACCGUUUCUCAGCUCAAACAGAGCAUUGAACGCAGCGAAAAUAGCAGAGAGAAGCAGCUUUAGAUCUGCGUUUCGCUGAUUUCUCUCGUUUUUAGUUGCGGUUUCCUCAGUUUCGGCAUUAACAAGUGAGGAUUGCAGUGAGUUUCAUUCAGCAUUGAUCCGAUUGAUUGGCCGCUUGAAUUUGAGCGCGUUUCGAUUUUGUUUUGGCUUUUUUCCUAGCUCGGAAAGCGAAUUGGAGCUCGGAUUGCAUUGAUGAUGUUUUGAGCGGAUGGUGAUUCUGCGGCGGCGGUCGCCGGAGCUCAGGUGAGCUUCUGGCGGAGCUCCGGCGGGUUCGUGAAGAGUGAGAUCAGAAGGUGAUGCUGAGGUGCGGGUGAAGUAGGGGGAAAAUGUUUAAGUCGGCGAGGUGGAGGAGCGAGAAGAACAAGGUCAAAGUAGUGUUUAAGCUGCAGUUUCAUGCAGCUAAGGUGCCACAAAUUGGAGGGGAUGCAUUGAUGAUAUCUGUUGUUCCUGCGGAUGUUGGGAAGCCAACAGUUAAAUCGGAUAAGGCAUCCGUUCGAGAUGGGAGUUGUUUCUGGGAGAAUCCAGUGUACGAGACUGUGAAGUUCAAUCGAGAGCCAAAAACAGGGAAGAUUCAGGAGAGGAUAUACUACUUUGUUGUAGGGACGGGGUCGUCUAAAGGUGGAGUUCUUGGAGAAGCCUCAAUUGAUUUCUCAAACUAUGUGGAGUUAAAUAAGGUUUCCUUGGUUGCUCUUCCCCUCAAGAACUCAAAAACCGAAGCUGUUUUGAAUAUAUCAAUUCAGAGGAUGCAAGAGUCUACUGAUGAGAGAGAGAUUGAAGAAACUGAGACUGUGAAAAUAUAUAAAGAAAACAGCCUCAAGUCGCAGUUGGAUAACGGUGACAAAGAUGGAAAUGUAAAGAGUAGUUCUGAUGAUCAGCCAUUGAACAAGACUGUUUCCCCCAUUGUUGAAUUCAAUGGCAACCGUCGAGCAUCUAGUGGAUCUGAUCUCACAGUUUCAAGCUCUGAUGGCAGUUCUGGAGUUGAGAUACCAUGGCAACCUCAAAUCAAGAAUAGCAGUGUCCAUCAGGAUCCAGCUGCAGUUCUACCAUCUUCGAGGCUGAACUCUGAUGCUUUGCCUGCAGUGUAUGAAGAGCAUCAAAGGUCACAGUGGGAUUGGUUAGGUAGUUCUGCCCUUGAAGUUAGUACAGACGACUCGUCUGACACUCCAAGAGAUACCUUCCUGAGGCAGAAUUCAGACGAGUCCUCGGAUAUUGUGAUAGAGAAGCUCAAAUCCGAAGUUGCUGCUUUAUCUAGACAAGCAGAGAUGUCUGAGUUAGAACUUCAGACUCUUCGGAAGCAGAUUGUGAAGGAGAGCAAAAGGGGGCAAGAUCUUUUCAGAGAGCUUGCUUGCGUGAGAGAGGAAAGAGAUGCUCUGAAGGGAGAAUGUGGUAUACUUAAAGCUUCAAAGAGUCGAGACGAAGGAAAAAAUCGAACUAAUUCGCGAGUUGAGGGAAGGGAGGGUUAUGCAAUGGUUGAAGAACUGAGACAAGAGCUGAAUCAUGCUAAAGAACUAAAUGCCAAUCUCAGAGUUCAACUUCAAAAGACGCAGGAAUCAAACUCUGAACUAUUGCUUGCAGUGAAGGACCUUGAUGAGAUGUUGGAGCAGAAAGACAGAGAGAUAUUGAACCUGUCUAAUGGAUCAUCAACUAAAGACAUGGAAGAAAAAUCUCACGAAGCAGGCGACAAACGUCGAUUAGACACUGACAAUGAAGAUGAAGAACAGAAGGCUCUUGAGGAGCUCGUGAAGGAGCAUGAUGAUACAAAGGAAGCAUAUCUUCUAGAACAACAGAUCAUGGACAUGCGUACUGAAAUAGAAAUCUACAAGCGAGACAAAGACGAGCUUGAGAUGCAAAUGGAGCAGCUUGCUCUUGAUUAUGAAAUCAUGAAGCAAGAGAAUCAUGAAAUGUCAUAUAAGCUAGAGCAGAGCGAGCUUCAGGAGCAGCUGAAAAUGCAGUAUGAAUGUUCGUCAACGUAUGCUACUACUCAUGAUCUUGAAAUGCAGAUAGAAAACCUAGAGAAUGAACUCAAAAGGCGAUCAAAAGAAUCUGAGGAUGCAUAUCAUGAACUUGAAAUGCAGAUAGAAAAACUUGAGAAUGAACUCAAAAGGCAAUCAAAAGAGUCAGCGGAUGCAUUUUCCAAAGUUAGUGAAUUAGAAGCUCAUGUCAAGAGCUUGGAGGAAGACAUUGAAAACCAAGCACAAGGAUUCGAAGCUGAUCUGGAAUCUCUUAUGAGCUCGAAAGUGGAGCAGGAGCAGCGAGCUAUAAGAGCUGAAGAAACAUUGAGAAAAACACGGUCGCAAAAUGCUAGCACAGCAAAGAGGAUUCAGGAGGAAUUUAGAAGGCUUUCUGUGCAGCUGGCGACUACAUUUGAAUCCAAUGAGAAACUGGCCGCCAAAUCUCUAGCAGAAGGGAACGAGCUUCGUCUACAGAAAUUCCAUUUAGAAGAAGUGAUCAAGAAAGCUUCUGAAGAACAUCAAUCAGUCAAGACUAGUUAUGAGGAUAGUUUGAGUCAGCUAGCCAGUCAGGUGAAAUCCAUGGCUAAUCAAAUAGAAAAGAUGCAGUCAGACAUUGAUGAAAAAACAUUGCAGCUUGAAUAUCAGAAAAAGCAGACCGAAGAAACCCAAGGGCUCCUCGAAGAAGAAGUUUUAAGGCUCAAGGAUGAGAUUGAGACAUGCAGAGCAGUGAAUAAAACGUUGUCGGAGGACUUAAGGAGUAAGGAGACACUGUUGCAUGAGUUGGAACAAAUGAGGAACUCCGUUAAGGAAAUGGAGUCACUUGUGGAGCAUGGGAAUGAAGAAAGAACUGUGCUAGAAAACAGGAUUACAUUACUGAAAAAUGAUGCCAAGGACUCAGAGAAGGAAUUGAAUAAAAUGAGAUGUCUUCUAGAAGAAAAAGAAUCGAUUGUUUGGAAUUUGCAGGCAGAGCUAGAUUCUCUUCACUCACAGUACGAUGAAAUAAAGCAUUCUCUAUCGGAGCAUGAGUUGGAAAAUGGGGAGUUGAGGGAAAAAGUUUCUCAACUAAAAGAAGACUUGAAGAAGAAUGAAGAUGCCCUCAGAAGCAUGGAGAAGAAGAUGAAGGAUGUAAUCAAAGAAACUUCAAAAACUAUCAAGCCUGUUCUUCGUGGCUCCAAAGAAGUCGUAGAUCUUAAGGAGAGAAUUAAGCUACUUGAGGGUCAGAUCGAGUUAAGGGAAAGUACUCUGGAAAUAUCAAGUAAUGCAUUUCUUGAGAGGGAAAAGGAUCUUCUUUACAAAAUCGAAGAGUUAGAACGACGAAUGGAAGUGCUCAACCAAACCACCAUUCAAUAUGAAAAUGCACUUGAAAAGGUGUGUAAAAUUUGCUGUGUUUGCUUUGAUCUGAUUAGCCUUAGAAUCUCCUAUUCAGAAAUAAGUCUCAAGUUUGCAGAAGUUGAAGGCGAACGACAACAACUCGUGAUGAAAGUACGCAACCUCAAGAACAAAAAGAAUCAUCGUAGCGCUGCCUAA
Salvia hispanica is the source of this 3587-nucleotide messenger RNA. The record is from RefSeq and is a predicted model, not a curated record. Lineage: Eukaryota; Viridiplantae; Streptophyta; Magnoliopsida; Lamiales; Lamiaceae.